AUGUUUGGUACCACGAAGCUGCGCAAUUGCUCCAACUUUAAUCUGCUGAGCACUCCGCGUCUGUUUAUCUACGGUCUUUCUCUGUUCGAUGACAAUUUGGCCGAGCUGAAGCGGUUCUGCGAGGCGAACGAGGGCGCAGAGCUGAACCGGUUCGAGUUGGAUUACAGCAACCUGGACCGACGUGAGCUGUUCAGAAUUCUGCACAACACGGAAGCUCGUCGCGACCCGAUCGGAGAGUUGAACGGCUACUUGGAGGAAAAGCUGAUUUCUUACGGUUACUUCUUGGUGUUCCAAGCGAAUCCACUGAUGGUAACGGUCACCACUGGCCGUCGGAACUUUACGAUCCAAGCCUUGAACAAGCUCGCUCGCCUAGCUACCACCCAGCUCUCAAACAACCGCGACUAUCUCGGGCGCAUCAUUUCCGGAUUCACUUUUCGGUCAUCCCCGCCAACAUCAACACGUGCGAUCCGAACGCGCCUUCGAAUCCGGCCGCAUGAAGAUGGUGCUGCUACGACCGGUUCCUGCCGGCAAACCCUUCGUUGAGUCGUUCGGACCAAACUGGCGGAGUUCCAACCCGGAACCGCGCCCCCCAGGAAUGCGCUGUAUUUUGGAUCUAGAUUAUCGUGGUUUGCCGGCGGCGACGCGGGUGCGAGAUCGACUCGGAGCGGAACGAAGCGUUCU
Molecule: messenger RNA, 681 nt
Organism: Culex pipiens pallens (northern house mosquito)
Lineage: Eukaryota; Metazoa; Arthropoda; Insecta; Diptera; Culicidae
Exons: 1
Coding region: 1-543 (180 amino acids)
Source: RefSeq, a predicted model, not a curated record